GCAUGCGCUACUUGCAACUCAGCGAUCCGACAAAUUUUAUCAACAUGGCGAAGAAAUAUUAUGGCAUAAAUCUGUCGAAACUGCUAAUAAUACAGGGUUUUACUCUGGUAAUGUUCAGUGGAAGAAUGAAUUCAUCUGCAUGCACCGUUGGGAGCUUCAAUCUUACAAGUAUCCAGACGUGGGGCACAUGGACAACUAAAACGGCAGUAGACGGUACAGGAAGCACUUUCUUCUUGAAUCUAUGUGAGAAUGUUGGUCCUUCAAAUCCUGGUUCUACAGUAUGUGAUUCCACUGUCUCAUCCUGCCUGAAACAAGGGGACACUUUCACAAACAUCGGAAGCCACAAUGACACCCUUCAGCUUACAACCAAUGAAAACACAGGAGGAUUCCGUCUUGACUACAGGGGAAGCGAUUGCAACGAGACAGAGAAGUACCAGACCACUAUUGACUUCAAGUGUGGCACCACAUUGGGUUCACCAAAUUUCUUGGAGAAGUCCGGGUGCACAUACUUCUUUGAAUGGUACAGCACGGUUGCAUGCAGCAGUGUGAACGGACCCGCGCUCAAUGAGGUGCCGUGCUCUCUCUAUGAUUCUAAAGGAAAGAAACGUGACCUUUCACCCCUGAUCAAACUAAAGGGAGGAUACCUAGUAGAGUCUCCUGAUGCUGAUGAUCUCUAUAUCAAUGUGUGCAGGGAUAUCACUGCAGAUGCCACUGGUCCAACUAAAGGUUGCCCGGCCGGUUCAGCAGGCUGUCUGGUCAAGAAGGGUCUCUCCGUGAGCAUGGGAAAGCCUCACCUCAAGCUGGAGAGGCUAUCUGAUGAUGAACUCAAGCUUCACUAUGAGGGGAGGACAGUCCUAGACUCCUGUAAUGGGUUUGUACCCACUAUGACCAUAGUCUUCAUGUGCCCGAGGGAUCAAGGAAGGUUUGCUGCGACUCGCGGCCCGAUUCAAUUGUCAAGUACCAACUGCCAGUACCAGAUCCAAUGGCAGACGGAGUAUGCUUGUGAGGUUGAUAUGCUUACUACAGACACAUGUGCCUUCAACUCGCCCACGCAUGGCAUCGACUUUGACCUUUCACCUCUCACAAAACCAGAUGGGGAAUUCUACCUGAUGACUACCGACAGCUAUUACUACUACAUCAAUAUAUGUUCUGAUUUGAUAGAUUUUAAAGUUUGUGAGGGUAUGGCAGUAUGCCAAGUAGACCGUGGCCCGAGUGCAGUGUCCGGUGUCUCAGCAGGGCAGAAUAGUAGUCAUGAAUUAAGGUAUUCUGAUGGAGAAUUAACUCUGAUCUACAAAGGUGGGGCUGUGUGCAAUCAUAACAAGUUCCAGAGGACCUCAGUAAUCUCAUUCCAGUGUAAUCAAACAAGUGAUCCUGGUCAACCAGAAUUCGUGACAGAGACAGAGUGCACCUAUUUCUUCCAAUGGCAGACCAAGUAUGCCUGCAUGGCUGAGGCUCCCUCCCAAACCACCUGCAGACUGGCCAAUGGCAAACAGCGUUAUGACCUUUCACCCUUGACAAGAACGUCCGGUUCUAACUGGCUCGUACUGGAUGGGAGGCAUUCCCACCCAGAGGCGACAGAGAGCGAGUAUUUCAUCAAUAUCUGCUCUGAGGUUGUUCAAGGUGAUACUGCCUCCGAGGGAUGUCCGCAAGGCUCUUCUGCAUGUGUUGUAGAUACUGUUGGCACCACAAGAACAGGUAAAAACCUGGGAAGAUACUUGACAUCUCCAAUUUGGCAAAAUGAUCUUAUCACCAUGAGCUACACCGAUGGCAAUAUCUGCAAAGGCAGCACUAAGAAACAAACAGAUAUCACGUUCCUUUGCAGUCCUGGUGACUUGGAGAGCGCCCCCAUCCUGGUGCGUAAAUCAGAAGAUGAAUGUCAAUAUGACAUGGAGUGGCAUACAGCAGCUGCUUGUCCUUUGGCUAGUAAAUGGGGAACAGACUGUAGGGUGUUUGAUGAUGAUGCAGGUGUGUCUUUUGAUCUGAGUCCACUAUCUAAACCAGACGGGCAUUACAAUAUUUCUGCUGGAGAGUAUGAUUACUACAUCAAUGUCUGCAGUGAUAUUAAACUGAGUCCUUGUAAUGAUGCUAGUCAUACCUUACCUCAUGCAGCAGCUUGCCAGGCCAGGAAAGAUGGGAGUGGUACAUCCUACAUCCUUGGGCAGACCAACACAUCACUGGGCUACUUUGAUGGUAUCAUCAAGCUGACAUACCUCAACGGCAAACCUUACAACUCAAACAAUGGACCUGGCAAACCAAGAAUGACUGAGAUUGCCUUCCUAUGUGACGCUGAUGCAGGUGUGGGAACACCACAGUUCUUCCAGGAGAACAAUGCCACUUAUUUCUUCCGAUGGAACACCAAGUAUGCCUGCCCCCAGCAGCCCAUUGAGUGUGUGGUGACGGAUGAAUCCAACAGCGAGCAAUAUGACCUUUCAAGUCUUUCAAAAGCUUUAGAAGAGGAGAACUGGUCGUUUGUUGAUGAGAGGGAUGCAGCGAAUCGUAAGAAGUAUUACAUCAAUGUCUGCAGACCCAUCAAUCCUAUUAAGCUAUGUGGCGCCUUUGCUGGAGUGUGUCAGACAGGAUUUACUCAGACAGAUCAACAAAUAACUGAAACUGAAUCGAUAGCAAACUUGGGUAUACCCGUAUCACCACCUACGAUUGAGAGCAGCGGCCAUCUUUUGUUGACGUAUGAAAAUGGAAGCGAGUGUGGACCAAACAAAAGGAUUACCAGUCAUAUACACUUUGCAUGUAAUAAAGGAACACUGGCUAGCACCCCUCGCUUGCUGGAAGUAGUAGAUUCCUGCACAUACAGUUUCCUAUGGGAGACAGAGGCGGCCUGUCCCAUUGGCGUGUCAACGGGGGAGAAUUGCACAGUGAGGGACUCAAAUUCAGAUUAUGUCUUUAAUCUUCAGCGGCUCAUCAAAGAAGACGGAUAUCAAGUAUUUGGUCCAGACAACCAAGUAUUCAAGAUAAACGUCUGCAAAGGUGUCCCAACAUGCCCUGCUGGUUCAGGGUCAUGUCUCACAUCCACCCUGUCGCUAGGCAACGCAUCAGCCACACCCAUCUUCUCUGAUGAGGGCCUGCUAACGCUAGAGUACACCGGAGGAACCUUUGAUCCAGAGACAGCUAAGAACCCCUCAACGGUGAUAUCCUUCCUGUGUCGUCGCAACGCCUCACUAGCUUCCGCGAGCCCAGACUUCGUCAGGAAAGAGGGCUCUCGUUACAUCUUUAACUUUGAGACGCCGCUCGCCUGUCUCCCAGAGUCUGUGGAUUGCCUUAUAUCCGAUAGGAACGGAAACCAGUAUGACCUUUCACCUCUUGCAAAGGAUUCUGGGAACUGGGAGGCGGUGGACACAAGGCCGAACCACCAUGGGUUAAGCUAUCAUAUUAAUGUCUGCAGGCCGAUCAACAAGGGGGAUCCUGCAACUAGUUCAUGCCCAGGUGGACCAAUUGGUGCGUGUCAGAUCAGUGAGAGUGAUAAUAGUGCAUUCAACAUGGGUUACGUCCAAGCCAUGCCCGAAGCGGCAGUAGAUGGAACCCUCAGUCUGCGGUAUGUGAACGGUGACAUCUGUCACGGCAAGUACCAUCGCAGCACACGCAUCAACUUUGAAUGCUCGGAUACACCUGGAUCACCUGUGUUCCAGACUGAGUCAUCAGAGUGUGAGUACAUCUUCUCUUGGGAAACACCUGCAGCUUGUCCAUUAGAGAGGGUCACUGGAGGCAACUGCUCUGUCCAAGUUCCAGAAUUUGGUUUCCAAUUUAACCUCUCCUCACUCUACAACAAAACACAUGACUACACUGUGACUUCCACAGAGCAUGAAUACACUAUUAAUGUUUGUGGCCCUCUAUUGACCAAGAUGGGAGAGUGUGCCGCCACUGACGGUGUUGGGGCUUGCCAAAAACUGCAAGAUGGAACCUUUAAGAAUGCGGGUGUUUUCAACAAGAAUUUGGUCUAUGCUAAUGGAGUUUUGAAGCUGAACUACACCACUGGCUCAGUAUGUCAUAAUGUCUACCAAAGAUCAACUGCUAUCAACUUUUAUUGUGAUGAAAAUGUAAAUGGUAAUGGAGAACCCCACUACAUCCAGGAGACUUCUGAUUGUACGUAUGUGUUUGAGUGGGCCACGCCCCUUGCCUGCCCCCCUUUCAAGGUGGUGGAGUGCAGCUAUAGGGAUGGAGAGCAUCAGUAUGACCUCGCCCCACUCUCGAAGAUGACGGAUAAUUACAGAGUGCAUGCUGAUGGGAAUAGCGUGGAUGGCGAUGCUUACUAUAUCAACGUGUGCAGAUCACUGUGGCACAGGAAAGGGGCACAAGGAGAAUUCUGUCCAAGCAAUGCUGCUUCAUGUCUCCAAACUGUUGAUUCCAAUGGGAAGAAAAGUUACAUCAGUUUAGGUGAGGUUGGUCAAGGUCCAACGAUGGAGAAUGGUCAUCUUGUUCUACGCUAUAAUUCUGGACAUGCUUGCCCUGAUGGAACAGGAAGGAAGCGUAGUACUGUCAUUCACAUACAGUGUGAUAAGAACUCAGUGGGUACAGCUCCUAUGUUUGACCACGUUGACGGUGACUGUGAAUAUCAUUUCCUUUGGUUGAGCAACUAUGCAUGUGAUAUAACAGAACAUACCGACAAACCUACUGGGGAUUGCACUGCUAUGAAUCCUAUUUCAGGAUUCCGGUUUGACUUUAACUCCUUGAAGAAGCAAGAUGGAUACAUCGUCAUGGGCAGUGAUAGUCAUAAAUAUGUGAUCAACGUUUGUGAUCCUCUUACUACCUCAGUGUGUGAUGGAAGCAAUAUAGGAUCUUGCCAAGAAGAGCUUGCUACGCAAGGGCGACACUUUAACGCUGGUAUCUUCAACAAGAAUCUCUUCUUUGAUGACAGCAUCCUCUUCCUGCGCUAUGAUUUUGGCCAUGCCUGCCAUAGCAACCAUUUCAACAGGAGCAGCGUUAUCAACUUUGUAUGCCCCCAUCAACAGGAUACGGUCGGAGAGCCGGUUUUUAUCGCAGAAUCGGAUGACUGCACCUACUACUUCUCCUGGCAUACUUCCCUGGCCUGUGAGAAAUUUAUCCAGUGUAGUGUGGUCAAUGGAUCAGAUACCAUCAGUCUUGCACCCCUAAUCAAUGACCAGGGUUAUCACUUAGCAACCAACCUCCUUGGCGACGGCAGCUUGGCCUACAUCAACCUAUGCCGACCUUUGAACCCUAUCCCAGGUCUGACCUGUCAUCCCAACUCUGCAGCCUGCCAGGUCAAAGGUGGAAACCCUGUUAAUCUUGGAAAAGUUUCAGAGGGUCCUAAGAUUGGUACUGAUGGGAAGCUUAGCAUCACAUACACACAGGGUGACCGUUGUCCCACGGAUGCUACAAAGAAUAUUUCAUCGGUCAUCAAGUUCUUCUGCAAGCAAGGGGUCACCCAGGGAACACCCACUUUGGAGUUCAUCGAAGAUUGCAUCUAUCAGUUCACCUGGGGGACCAACGUGGUGUGUCCCGCUACUGCACCUGAGAGUGAUCAAGACUGUACCUUCUUCAACACUGCCUUGCAGUAUAGGUUUGACUUCACUGCUCUCUCAAAGCAAGAUCAGACAGUUGUAGCAUCAUCAGCUAAGAGCAUGAAGCUGAAGCUGUGCGGUCUAUCAGCUGACCAGUCCGGGGAGUGUACAGGGUCAGCUGUCUGUCUUCAGGCCGGCAGUGAUAAGUUCUCUCUAGGAAAGCUCUCCACACAGACCAUCAGUCAGGAAGGAGAAAUCUUCAAAGUGGAAUACACCGGUGGAUCGUCCUGUCCUUCAUCUGCUGAAAAGAAGAGACAGGCCACCAUUCUUCUUAUUUGUGAUCGAGAUGCUAAGAAUACACCCCCAACUUUCUUUUCUUCUGACGAAAAUUGCCACUACACGUUCCAAUGGCGUACCCCUGCUGCUUGCCCGGCCGACACCAGACCUUGUGACCUUGCAUACGAGGGAAACGUCUAUGACCUAUCACCCUUAUCUCGCAUCACUGGCAGCUUCCAAAUCCAAGAUGAUAGCAAAAAUGAUUAUUACAUGAAUCUAUGUCAGCCUGCAUACGAUACGCCUGAAGGCUGCCCGAAAGACGCCAGUAUUUGUCGUGAGAGAGCUGACGGCCAGGUGGAUGUCCUUGGCAUGGUCUACACACAGCAGAUGACUGCCAAAGGAGAUGUUCCAGAUAUUGUGGUGACGUUCAUUGAGGGAACCAAUGUGGAUGAUUGCAGUGAUCCACCUCAGCAGGGUUCGCUUCCAGCUUCUUCAUUGAUCACUUUCAAGUGUGCCAAGAAAAAUGGACGCCCAGUCUUCCAAAGGACUGAGCACGUUGAUAACAAGUGCCAAUUUCAAUUUCUAUGGGAGUCGAAGGUAGCCUGCAAAGAAGAAAGAGUGUCUGUAACAUUAGUAAACAAAAUGAUCACCGACCCAGAGACCAAUGUCGUCAUGAAUUUCACCGAGAUCAUCGACCAUGGCAUAUGGCAAGCUGAGGGGGACACUCGACUAGAAGCCACCGGAGAGACUGUAAACUAUCUCUAUUACAUUGACAUGAAUGAAGGUCAGACUGAUGGUAUACCAGGUGAUCUUAGUCAUGUCUGUCAGGAUUCAGCUGUCUGUCAAACCAAAGUAGAGGAUGAACGCUUCUUUAGGGAUGUGGGAACAAGGUCCAGUAGACAAUUCUUCAUCGAAGAUGAGUUGGUUGAAAUGGAGGUCACCAAGCCUAAAAGCUGUGGGAAAGAUAAUACUGAGGAUGUUAUAACAACAGUUAUAUUUGAAUGUGAAUCAGCUAUCUCAUAUACCCAGCCUGUGUUUGAGUAUGAAUCCAGUAAUUGUCGAUACUACUUUUCCUGGAUGGUAUCUGCCGUUUGCACAGAAGGAAAAAUAGUAACCCCCGGUGAUGGUGGUGGGAGCGAUUCUGUGGUCAACUUAAAACACCAUCAAGCAUCAAUCAUCAUCUUGAUUUUAAUCAUAAUCAUCAUUUUAUGCUGUCUAGCAAUAGUGUUUCAUAAAAAAGAAAGAAGAUCUGCUGUUUAUUGGAGAAUACGAAGUUGUUGUCCUGGGGCAUAUUCUAAGGUUCCAACUUAUUCUUACUCUCAGCUCUCUAAUGGAGAUCCUGAUGAAUCAAACGAUUCUCGACCUCUGUUUGGCGGUCAAGAAGAUGAAGAAUUACUUCGAGAAACAAGGAGAAAUCCCUUUGAAUUCCACGAUGACAGUGACGAUGAUAUCUUGCCACAUGUAUAGGACAAAAGUGUGAAGUUAUCUUUUAAUCUUAUUACUCAUUUUUUUAUGUAUUUUCAAUGUGGAAUGGAGUGGAGAUGAGGGAUGAGGUCUGAAAAAUUUUAGUAAAAAAAAGACAUGAUUCUACGUGAUUUGAAUGCCGAUCUUGGUUCAGUUGUAAUAUGAAUUGUCUUGCUACAUGAGAUGUGCUGUUUCAUGUUAUAUGAAUGGUAUAUAUAUAUAUUUUUAUAUCAGUUUCUUCUGAGAUGCUUUGAGAUUUGUGAAAUGAAGACAUCUUCACUUGUUUACUAACCCUCGACAGAGAUGGAUUUCUGAUUAUCUUUUUGUUGCAUUGAUAAUUCUUACUUUGAUGACAUAUUGGUAUGUUUUACUGUUAUGUAAUUAAAGGGAGUACAUAAUUGUUAAAACUGCAGACUAGCAUAUAUGUGUUUUUUCCUAGUAAUGAUUCAUUUAACUCUAGUUUAACUUCGCCCAUACUUUAAUGAAGCACUUGUUACCAUUUGAUUCACUAUGUAUAGAUAAAUAAGUGUUUGGUACCAAAAAAUUAAAAAUAGCUUUAAAAACAGACACACUGGAGCAAGGGGUUUCACUCACUCGCGCAAGCUUGUGGUAGCUUUAUGUAUUUAAAUUCAAAUUCAAUUUAUUUACACUAUCGAUAAAAACAUGCAAAAAACAUACAUAAGGUACAAAAGUAAAACAUUGUGACAACAUACAAAAAACAUUUAUGAGAAUGAGGGGCCAACAAAAAAGAGCAGAUAGCCUUAUUGAGCGUUGACCCAACAACUACAGGACAAAAUCAAGAAAUAUUACAAAAAAGAUAACAUAAAUGAAAACAUACAUUAAAAAAUAUAGCGUAGUUAUAUAUUCAGCUCACUGACCCAUCCUGUGCCACCAGAAGGAGUUUGUAAGAACCCUUGCGUUAUUUCAGUUGCUUUGCUUCAAUUCACAGUUGGUACUAAGCCUAAAUCAUUUACAUUGACAGCCAAUCAUGGCUUGUCAUUUUGCGUCCAUCGUCUCUUUCGGUUCUGUGUCACCCUGCAUAUUGUUCUGCUCUAGAGUUCUAGUCAUUUAUGCGAUUUUACUCUGAUGAGUGCAUAUUGAAAAGUUUCAGUAUAUCCGUUUUUAAGGCUAUUCUAAGUAUAAAUAAUUAUAACCCUGCAAUGUCUGAAAAUUGUUCUCAAAUUGGAAAAAAAGUUUACAAUGAAUAUACAAAAGAUAUGUUGGGUAAAUUAUCUUUGUCAUGGAUAUUGAAAAAAAAUGAAUUGACACCGUGUUAUUUGUGUGGAAUGAAUUUACUACCGUAGUUGUUACCAAAGUACUUUAAUGCUAACCUAGGCUAUACAACACAAAGAUUUGAAGUAGAUUGCAAAUAUGACAGAUUGAUUGUGAUUGGUUCCUGAUCAGUGUUUUGAACUAGCUGGGUAUGUAACAACAAUUUUGAUUGGUCAUUGCCCUGUGUUUGAUUUCUGCCUAGUCUUGUAUGCAGUUUUUACAGUGAUGCACCAGCCUUAAAGAUGAUAUCCUCUCUCUUUUUUAUGGAUUAGCUGUUUAGGAAGAGAAAGAAGGGGAGAGAGAUACUUGAAAUGCACUAGAAUUACGUACAACUCAGAUUAAAAUAAUGUGGAAAUUAAUAAGUAGUCCAUGUUUAUGUUAUUUCAUUAGAAAAUGAAGUUGUAUGAAAUCAUUUUAAAACUUUCUUUGCCUGAGAUUAUACAGGUGUAAUAGAUUUAAGAUGAAUAUUUAUUUGCAUGGAAUGUGAUGUAAAUCACAAGUGGAAAUGAUACUUUAUGACAAGUUUGUUUACAUUCUUUUAUAGUGGUCAAAUGCAUUGUGGAAAAUUUUGUAUUACACUAGUAGAGGUGUGAAUAAUUCUUUUGUAUGUUUCUGUGAUGAUUGUUAUGUAAGACUGUUUGAAAAAUAUGUGCAAUUAAAUAUAUAGUCUAUUGAGGUUUGAGUUGAAUAUCAAUAUUAAUAGGAUCUGUAGGAUGGUUUGAAUGCAAGUCUUUUUCAAACCGCCAAGAACACCAUGAAAAAUGAAACAAAGAUUUUACAGCAAUUCCUCGCUGUUCUCUGGAAUCGUGGUGGAUGAGUAGAGUUUGUUUGUAGCAACGCCUUUUCCUGCUUCUUUAAAGUCAAAAUGAAGAUUCAGCUUUCUUUAGACUGCACUAAUAUAGAGCAACAUGAAAAGUUGCUAAGACUAUUAUAUCAUAUUGUGGGGGUAUAACUAAUCCAAUUUUUAACAGUAGUGUGUUAACUAGACUAGGUGAUAAGAACACAUUUUGAGGGGAUUUUGCACAACCAUAUAAUUUGAGUGUAUGUUAUUUGAUGUAAUUUAUACCAACGUACAGCCUUUCUUAUUGUCUUAUGGUUGAUAAAUAUAUUAACUAUUGGCAGCUGCUCUGAUUUUUUGUUUAAUUUUCAUGAUGUAUGUAUUCUGGUAAUUAAAUUACUUGCAAUGUAGUGUGUAUGCUGUAGACAGAUUAUUUCAUUUUCAAAUGUUCUCAUAUUUUUUUUUCUAAAUCAGUAUAUGUAAAUAUUUUGAAGCCUUCUCAAUGCUGUAGUAAUAAAUUUUGGUAUAUAUAGGAUAAAUAUAACUUGGAACACAGUGAGAAUUUAAUUAUCUUGAAAAAAAAAUUCUUGAACACUUUUCUCCCUUUGGCCAUUUAGUGUGCAAUUAUAAGUUAAUUACAUGACUUAUACAGGGUUCUGUGUUUUGUUGAAAUAAUUAUGCUUGUUAGGAACUCAUAUUUGCAUUGUAGCAGCUCUGUUGUGCUGGUAAAGAGUGAUCCCAAUUAAAUUCCAGUGGAUUUUGUCUUGACUGCAUGUGAUAGAGAAUAAUGAGGGUAUCUCUGAAUCAAGAUAGAGGUUCAUUGGGUGAUUUCAAGUUCAGUGUUGACCUUUUGGUGUUGGUGUUAGGUCAAUUUUUACAUGAGUAUAACACCAAACAUAGAAUGGAUAUGCUUCUGAAAAUUCACUCACUGGUAGUUGAGAUGUCAAUAAUGUGAUCUGGACCAGUUCUACAAACUCAGAAUAAGUUUUGGAGCUAGGGGAAGCAAUCCAAAUUCCAACACUAACACCAAUGCCAACACCGAACUUGAAAUCAUGUGAUCUGGACCAGUUCUACAAACUCAGAAUAAGUUUUGGAGCUAGGGGAAGCAAUCCAAAUUCCAACACUAACACCAAGGCCAACACCGAACUUGAAAUCAUGUGAUCUGGACCAGUUCUACAAACUCAGAAUAAGUUUUGGAGCUAGGGGAAGCAAUCCAAAUUCCAACACUAACACCAAGGCCAACACCGGACUUGAAAUCACCCAUUGUAUGGUAGGUUCAUGCUUAGAGGGUGUAGCAAGAAAAUAUUUGCAAUCGAUCGCAAAACAAUUUCAAAAUUUUAAGUAAUGGCUUAUAGGUUUAAACAUCUUUUUUUUUUAAAUGACAGGCUUUAAAAAAACAUACAUGUUUUGUUUACAGUUUACUAUACGAGGAAUGCACUAAUUCUUUUAGUGAUGGCCAGUCCAUCUCUAAAUGAUGUUGGUUGAAUAAAAAUAUAAUACCCAAAGGUCAUCAUCAAAGUUUUAGCAUAAGUGUAAGUACUUGAAAUGUUUGAACGUGUUUGGUCAUAUUUUAACAAACUUGGAGGACAUGA
Lytechinus variegatus (green sea urchin) is the source of this 10853-nucleotide messenger RNA. RefSeq names its product cation-independent mannose-6-phosphate receptor-like. NCBI's taxonomy places the organism in Eukaryota, Metazoa, Echinodermata, Echinoidea, Temnopleuroida, Toxopneustidae. The transcript is spliced from 44 exons. The coding region runs from base 3 to 7214 and encodes 2403 amino acids. Gene Ontology annotation, biological process: lysosomal transport. Gene Ontology annotation, cellular component: plasma membrane; late endosome; trans-Golgi network. The record is from RefSeq and is a predicted model, not a curated record. Gene Ontology annotation, molecular function: D-mannose binding; signaling receptor activity; insulin-like growth factor binding.